Molecule: messenger RNA, 723 nt
Organism: Trichoplax adhaerens
Lineage: Eukaryota; Metazoa; Placozoa; Uniplacotomia; Trichoplacea; Trichoplacidae
Exons: 2
Coding region: 1-723 (240 amino acids)
Source: RefSeq, a predicted model, not a curated record
AUGAUAUUCAAGUUAUUUGUUCUACUAGUAUUAACCACAACAUUAAAUAAGGCUAACAGAACCGAGAUACGCUUAGGCUAUUUAGGCCCAUCUGAUUAUGUCAGAACUGGACUCUUCAACGUAGGUGAAAUUGGCGGUGCAGUCAGCGUCGCUGUUGAUGAUAUUAAUAAUAAUCCCAAUUUACUACCGAAUCAUUACUUAACGUUUGUCUACAACGAUAGUCGAUGUAAUGAUAAGAUUGGCUUACAAAUGAUCGAAUGGCAAAAACGAGUAUUAGGAGUGAAUGCGUUUAUUGGUCCAGCAUGUUCGGUUGUAUGCGAAGUUGCUGGAUUAUUAGCAUCCAAUUGGAAAUUGCCUAUCAUAUCUUAUGUCUCAACUGCAUCUGCUAUGUCCAAUCACGCUAAAUACGAUACAUUUGCACGGACUAAUGCUCCGCUUUCAUUAGCUGUUAAUGCCUUGCUUAAAGUCAUGGAUCGUUUUGGCUGGCGUCGAUUAGGGAUAUUACGAGAUUUUGGUGAAGGACGCGUUAUAUUUGGUCUUCUACAGUCGACAUUGGUUGCAAAACUUGAUGAUCCAUUAAAUAAUUAUACCUUAAGUCAGUCUUUAACAGUGGAUUUAGUUAAUGGCAAAGACAGCGAAAUCGAUAGUUGGUUAAAUCAAUUGCGUCAAAAAUCGAGAAAUGAUUUAGAGCCUUUUAUUAAGCAUGUAGGAAACGAAAAAUAA